Molecule: messenger RNA, 2867 nt
Organism: Solenopsis invicta (red fire ant)
Lineage: Eukaryota; Metazoa; Arthropoda; Insecta; Hymenoptera; Formicidae
Gene: PIG-G
Product: GPI ethanolamine phosphate transferase 2
Exons: 13
Coding region: 1-2799 (932 amino acids)
Biological process (GO): GPI anchor biosynthetic process
Cellular component (GO): endoplasmic reticulum membrane
Source: RefSeq, a predicted model, not a curated record
AUGCCCGGACGAGAUUUGUUGUUGUUUUACGUGUUGCUGGUCGCGCCGAUUUCCAUCGCUUUAUUCCUGCACGGUUUUUUCCCCAUCACUCGUCAUGCCGAUGCGAUUGCCUCGCAGUCGGAUGUCCCGGAGUACGUCGGUGACUUGAGUGUAAAGAAACAUGAAUUAUACAAGCCAGUGGUAACGAGAUUGAUAAUCAUAAUAAUUGACGGGCUAAGAUGGGAUUUUGUCGCGAGUUCGACGGGAAGAGCUGCCAUGCCGUUGACGAAUAGUCUACUGGCAAACUCUUCCGGAUGCUUACUAAAAGCUAAAUUGCAGCCGCCGACCGUGACGAUGCCUAGAAUAAAAGCGAUGAUGACUGGUACUGUGCCGAACUUUAUAGAUAUAGUACUGAACUUUGGGAGUAAGCCUCUGCACAGCGACAGUCUAUUGCUUCAAGCGAAAAGGCACGGGCAAGGAUUGGUAUUUUAUGGAGAUGAUACUUGGCUCUCUCUGUUUCCCCAAACAUUUGAUCGUCACGAUGGCACUACCUCAUUCUUUGUUACAGAUUUUACAGAGGUAGAUAAUAAUGUAACUCGACACAUACAAGAUGAGUUGAGUUACGAUGAUUGGACUGUGAUGAUUCUUCAUUAUCUUGGAUUAGACCAUAUCGGUCAUGUUGAAGGUCCAUUUGGCGCUUCGAUUAAACCUAAACUACAAGAAAUGGAUGAAAUUGUCGCUCAAAUAGCUCAAAAAGUGCAGGAUUGGAACAACAAUGGAGUACCCGCACUUUUUAUCGUCUGCGGCGAUCAUGGAAUGAAGGAUUCGGGUGGCCACGGUGGUUCAACGCCGCAAGAGACGACGGUGCCGUUUGUUACUAUAGGAGGAACUCGCUGUUUGCGUCAAGAAAACGGUGAAGCUAUUGAGGUUGAGCAACUUGAUGUAGCGGCGACAUUGUCGACCGUUCUAGGAUUACCUAUUCCUUCCACGAACCUCGGUUCCGUGUUCCUGGACAGCAUUUACAAUCUCGACGAUGCUAAGCGGCUCUUCCUCCUCCAUUACAACUCGAGGCAGGUACUUGACUGUUUCCGGAAACUCGCUCACCAUGAGUCGCAAAUUGAACACGUAUACCAGAAGUAUUUAGACACCGUGAACUUGCACGCCGCUUGGUUGAACGCGAGCGAGACCCAGAGUGGGAUGGUCGAAAAUAUCAUCUUGUCUUAUAAUACGAUCCUUAAGGAAAUGAAAGACACUUUAAUUAGUAGCAUAAUCAAAUACGAUUUUCGUCCGAUGGCCGUUGCCGUGCUCUUCCUGUGCCAAAUACUCAUCAUCUUGUUUUUUGUACAAACCGCUGUUUGGACUACGCAUAAAAAGACCGCAUCGUUUUUCUUGAUGCGAUGUUUGUUGUGUCUAGGAGUAUAUUAUUUUUUUAGUCUUGGAAACAUAACUUCUUUCUACCCGACGAGUAUAUUUAAUGCUCUGUUGUUCCUGCUAGUUAUCGGCAUUUUAUAUAUUAACUGUGAUUUUUGUAUAAACAGUGAUUUAUCUUUAACGGAGUUCACGAAGGGACCAAGGAUACGCGGAAUAUUCCAAAUCGGUGCGUUAUUGCAUACAGUGAGCUUUGGCGGCAGCAGUUUUAUUGAGGAGGAACAUCAGACAUGGUACUUCCUCUGGGCUAGUACAAUUACAUACUUCUUUUAUCGUUAUUCCACAAAAUUGCUGGCGCAUUAUCGAUACGGUCUUACGAGCGUUAAAGUGCGAACAGGGAUGAAUCCAAGUUGUGACGAUACUAGACAUCAAGCAGAACUUUGCGUUAAAUUGUUUCUACUAUUGAUCGGGCACAGAGUUCUGCGAAAGCUAAACAGCACCGGCGACAAAUGGGCCCAUCUGCCCGACGUAGCCCGCUGGUUGAAGGAGGAUGACAGCGAAGUUGGAAUGACUUUCCUGCUUCUAGCUGCACUCGUUCUUCUAAUCUGGAUUGCGUACAAAUGCGAAUCUAAAGAAUACAGACGGCAAUCGUUGUUUCUUAAUUCGGUUAUCGCGGCAUGUAUGUAUCUUCGUCACAUGUCCAACAGUGCUGUGGUGAAAAUUCCAUUGUAUCCCUCGUCGAGUGGAGUAUACGAGGUGCAGGUGUUUUGGGGGCUAACGGCGCUGUCUCUGCUAAGCUACGGCUAUCGAGCAAUAUUGAUAAUUAAACGCGAUAAACAGCGUUUCGCGAGCACGAUGCUGUUCUUUAUUGUGAACACGUGGGUGACGAUCUCAGCAAUGCUGCACCAGCCGUAUAACGUAAUCCUGUUGCCGAUGCAAAUCGUUGCGAGCUCGACGAUCGACGCUGUAUUGAGAGAAAACGAUUUACUCGAUCUCGGAAUCCUCGUGCAUUAUUGGCUGGGCAAUGUAUUUUAUUUCUAUCAGGGAAAUUCCAAUAGCCUCGCAAGUAUAGACGUCGCGGCCGGAUAUGUCGGUCUGCGUUCCUACAUGCCCUUUGUCACCGGUGUGUACUUAAUCGUCAAUACUUAUUCCGCGCCUGUCCUAGCUUACUUCCUGCUCGUUUAUUAUCGGCAGCUGAAUCAAACGUAUUGCGCAAACGUUGUCGCGCGCACGAGCAGAAUUUAUAUCGCGUGGAGGCUGCUAACGAUAACCAUCUACAUGAUCAUUGUCACCAGUCAGCGUCAUCAUCUGUUCGUAUGGUCGGUGUUCUCGCCAAAAUUGUUGUACGAGGCGACGUACUCCGUGAUUAUGUGUUGCAGUGCUUUAUUGACAUUGAUCCUGAUUGCCAUGCAAUCUGCAGUGAUUUCUAAUUACGCAUCAUACAAGAAUUAAGGCUGCACGGUUCCGUAGAAACUGUACACAGGUAUUUGUAUAAAUAAAUUAUAUUUUUUGUAAUAUUU